Thelazia callipaeda (thelaziosis nematode) is the source of this 1050-nucleotide messenger RNA. The record is from the annotation of a GenBank genome assembly. Lineage: Eukaryota; Metazoa; Nematoda; Chromadorea; Rhabditida; Thelaziidae.
AUGGUUGUUAGGAAUCAAUUAAGUCCUAUUAUUUUUUUAUGGGCAAGGCGCUCUUCAGUGAUUGCAAGAUUGGAAUGCAAAUGGAAAGGUCCAUAUCGAUUCCGACGCCAAUUUCUUGAUAGCAUUCUUGGUUUACUUGUUUGGAAAGAGCUGAUAAAGGUUGAUUUCUUUUUUGACUACAUUUGGGAUGGACUAGGAUUAAUGAUUACCGAAUUGGAACAGCUAAUACACUGGAUUACAACAUAUCCUGCUGGUCUUAAAUUGAAUGCUCAUUUGAAUGCUGUAUUAUCGCAGUUUUUCGUCUAUCAUAUCUACUUGUGGCAAACUUACUUAUCGGUGGCAAGCGUUUACAUCGGUUUUGGAUUCAUACCACUCUCAUGUUUUCUGGGAUUAUCAGUCUUUCUUGCUGCCUUGUCAGAUCUCCUUCAACUUCUUACCAUACAUAUAUAUUGUUUCCAUAUUUACGCUUCAAAACUAGCUGUUCUAUCAAUUAAGUCAAUACAAUCACUUUGGGGAUUAUUUCGAGGUAAGAAGUACAAUCCACUGCGCAACAGGGCCGAUUCGGUUCGUACAGCUUUUCUCGGUAGCCUCAUGAAUAUUGUUGUACCGCAUUUCUCUACCAUUACAAUUGAUGAAGUUGUUGCUAUUAUAUUAGAUGAAAAAUUACAACAAAAAAUGCCUUUAGCCAUCCUAGAUAUUCGACCUGAGGAAGAUUUUGUCAAGGAACACAUUAUAGGAGCAGAGCAUUAUCCACAAAUUUUACUCAGCCGAGAAAGAUAUGAGACAGAAUCAAUGAAGAGAAUCGGUGUACAGGGCAAGUUAAUUGUUUGUGGUGAAAUUCAUGGUGCUGGUCGAGUGGUAUCAACAUUCUGCGACAGAGGAUAUAAUGCAUUAUUAUUAAGAGGAAAUUUGAAUACUUGGAGAUGUAAAUAUCCAGAGGGGCUAUUAACGACAAUGAAAGACAAAUCAACUACACUGGAUUUACGCAAACUUUCAACUCAACUAGUACACAAUCGCAAACCAGCUUUUGAAAAGAGUACACCUGCAUAA